AUGGCGUCUCUAGCUUCUUCUACUACUCUCAUCUCUUCCUCUAGGGUUUUCCCUGUCAAGUCUUCGCUUUCCUCUCCUUCCGUCUCUUUCCUUCGAACCCUAUCAUCAUCUCCUUCCGCAUCUCCUUCUCUCCGGUCUGGAUUUGGUCGACGGUCUUCCCUUAGCUCCACCAGCACCAGUUCUCGCCGGAGCUUCGCUGUUAAGGCUCAGGCUGAUGAGCUUCCACUGGUUGGAAACAAGGCGCCUGAUUUCGAGGCAGAGGCUGUGUUCGAUCAAGAGUUCAUCAAGGUUAAGCUAUCUGAGUACAUUGGGAAGAAGUACGUGAUUCUCUUUUUCUACCCAUUGGACUUCACUUUCGUCUGCCCAACAGAGAUUACUGCCUUCAGUGACCGGCAUUCAGAAUUUGAGAAGUUGAACACAGAAAUAUUAGGUGUCUCUGUCGAUAGUGUGUUCUCCCACCUUGCGUGGGUUCAAACAGACAGGAAAUCUGGAGGGCUUGGUGAUCUGAACUAUCCCCUUGUCUCAGAUGUCACUAAAUCAAUCUCAAAAUCUUUCGGAGUGCUCAUCCAUGAUCAGGGAAUAGCACUGAGAGGUCUUUUCAUAAUAGACAAGGAAGGAGUGAUUCAACAUUCUACCAUCAACAAUCUUGGUAUUGGUCGAAGCGUUGAUGAGACAAUGAGAACCCUCCAGGCACUACAGUACAUCCAGGAAAACCCCGAUGAAGUCUGCCCGGCUGGAUGGAAACCAGGGGAGAAGUCGAUGAAACCCGACCCUAAGCUCAGCAAAGAGUACUUCUCUGCUAUUUCGAAUAGCUAA
Molecule: messenger RNA, 816 nt
Organism: Arabis nemorensis
Lineage: Eukaryota; Viridiplantae; Streptophyta; Magnoliopsida; Brassicales; Brassicaceae
Source: the annotation of a GenBank genome assembly